UCUUCCGCUCCGGUCGCCCCUGUCCCCUGAUGCCGCCCGACUGAUAGCUCUUGAUAAACAAAUUAACCGACAGCUGCAGGCGACUAAGGAUGUCCGGGGACUGCUUCUGAAGCACGAGGAGGAGGAUCUGGUGCAGGUGACGGCGCGGGCGCGGGAGCUGCUUCAAAAGUACAGUGUGCCGUACAAGACCCAGCCCUGCCAGGGGGAGGCGCAGGUCUGUGCGGAGUGCUUCAAGAAACACCCCAAGGAGGCGUGGCGGUGCGCUCAAGUGGCUGAGGCUUACCGAGUCUGCUCCACCGCGGCCUUCAGCGGGCGGUCACAUGCAACAGCAGCAGCGACACAGGCCGCGGCGGCUCGAGGCUGA
Messenger RNA from Volvox carteri f. nagariensis, 364 nucleotides. RefSeq lists its product as uncharacterized. The transcript has 4 exons. The annotation marks the transcript as partial. The record is from RefSeq and is a predicted model, not a curated record. Lineage: Eukaryota; Viridiplantae; Chlorophyta; Chlorophyceae; Chlamydomonadales; Volvocaceae.